Molecule: messenger RNA, 2401 nt
Organism: Klebsormidium nitens
Lineage: Eukaryota; Viridiplantae; Streptophyta; Klebsormidiophyceae; Klebsormidiales; Klebsormidiaceae
Source: the annotation of a GenBank genome assembly
CUUUUCCCAUAUUCUCGCAUUGAUUUACAAAUAGAACACAAGCACGAGCGCAAAUCGUCGCUGUACGAAUUGAUACCGGAUACUUGAAGCGUCAUAAAGCCUCGUAGAAUACAUUCAGAAAAAAAAGUACAAUCUCCGAACGAGCGCGUUUUUCUCAAAAAUAAAAUGUUCGUCACACAGAUCAGUGCCCCAGCCUCACAGCCCAGGCCCCACAUCCCUCUGCUGUCUUUCUCUCGAACUACUUUCAGUGCAAGAAGUUUCAGUGUUUCUGGCGGGAGUCAGAAGGUUUGGGCGUAUAAAGGCACUACAAAGCAUCGCCAAGUUACAUAGGUUGUACGUUUGAAACAGGCGUGAUUAAUGAGCAGCUGUCUGGUACACGUUCUUUUUUCUCUGCCCUGCAAAGUAGGGUCAGCGGGCGCAUGGCACGGGUUACAGAAAGUCACCUGCAUGCAGAGAAUGUUGCACCGGAUAAAAGCUUCCGAGACCUGGUGCCCAUGGGCCAUAGGGAAGAGGGGCAGCACCCGAAAGAGGAGAUCGUGCACAAGAACCCGCUGCUGAGGGUGCUGAGCCUGCAGGCGUUCCGCUCAAAGUCGGCCAAGAAGGGCACUGUGGCAGAGGAGCAUGAGGUGGCCCCGCGCCCGUCGAGAAGGAGCUUAACCCUGCUGCCGUUCAAGCGACGGGCCUCGUUGGACCGGAAACAAGUAGGGGAUAAGAAGGAAGGGAUCGAGCACAAACAAGUCGUGGACGAAUCCCCUUCUUUGGACGCUGAGUUAUCGGAAGAGGAGGGUGAACUCAGCGCCCCCAGUGAUGACAUCAUGUGUACAGAGCCAGCGGGGGCGGCAGCGCAUCCGGAAGGCAGUCAAAAGGGGCUGGUGCCACGAAUGCUUGGGCUGUUGAGGAGUGGGUUAGCAGCAACCGGCGACUUGACCAAGCUGCAAGUGCCCCCCCAAUUCAACAUGCCCAAGAGCCAGCUGCAGCUGUAUGGAGAGGCCAUCUAUGCUUGCAACCAGACAUUCCUUGCUGCGUGUACCGAGGGGGCUUCCCCGCUCGAUCGCCUCCUCGCUGUCGUCCGGUGGCACCUGUCCACCGUGCGCUCUCCUCUCUUUGGGAAAGCCCCGUACAACCCCAUCGAGGGUGAGACCCACCACGUGUCUGCGGGGGGACUGCGCCUGCUAGCCGAGCAGGUCUCGCACCACCCCCCCGUUUCUGCCAUUUAUGCUUCCCACCCCUCCAAGCAGACUCGCGUGCUCUGGCAGCACCAGGCCGCGCCGCGAUUCACGGGAAGUGCAGUGGAAGUCGCAAUCAGGGGGCGGCGGCGCCUCUUCCUGGAUGCGCAUGGGGAGGUCUACGAGCUGGACUCUCCGAACCUGAGCUUCCGGUUGCUGCCGACGCCCCUUGCGCAGUGGACAGGGCACACGCGGGUGGUGUGCGAGGCUUCGGGGCUGGUGGCGCUCGUGCAUUUCAGGGCCAAGGGAGCGUUUGGGUGGGGGAAGGGCCAGGGCGUAAGCGGGAAGGUGGGCAGGCUGGGGGCCGACGGCGGAAUAAAGAAGGGAGGGGAGAUGCUGACCAUCGAGGGCCACUGGGACGGGCUGGUCCACUACUCCGUGAAAGGAAGUAAGAAGUCGAUGACCCUCCUGUACGACAGCGCCGCAGCGCUCCGCGGCAUCCACGCUCCGCAAGUCGCUUCCAAGACCGACGUGGCACAGCUGGAGUCGUGCCGCGUGUGGGCGCCCCUCUCCAAGGCUCUUCUCGCCAGCGACUGGGAGACUGCGCGGAAGACGAAGAAGGGAAUCGAAGACAGGCAGCGGCGGAUCAGGCGGGAACGGAAACAAGGCGGCGGCGCUUUUGUGCCUGCCUAUUUCAGAGAGAAGGAACCGGGGGAGUGGGUGUGGAAGGGGCCAGGAACGGAGGUGCAGGAUGCUCCGCUGGUUUUCUGAUUGUUUACAUUUGUUACAAUUGCGGCACACGAAAAUCUAUAGGGGAUUGUUGAGCAUGCUUUUCCGACCAGCCCAGAAUGCUUGAUUGUUUGUUAGUUACCUGAGCCUCAGUUUGUACAGAUUUGAUAGAACGCUGUUUAGAUACAUCCGUUGAGUAUGGAGAGUCGCAAAUAAUGGUCGGUACCACCUUCAUUCUGGCUCGGAAAUGAGCUUUGACGUUUGGAGAGUUCUAAUCCAAUUACAAAAGAUCGCGAAAUAAAACCAAGGUUUUUGUCCGGCAAAAUGGAACACAAUAUAUAGGACUAAAUACACUAGAGCUCUUUACCAACACUUUUGCUAACAUUGAACAUGUUCGCCAUGAGGAAAAUAAGUUGUAGCUCGACAUACACUGACUUUUUGGACCUUCUGACCGAUCAGAUACUUCAACCUUGCAUGUGUCGGAUUCGCCGUAUACAUAGUACACC